AUGGCGAUAACCUGCAAUUGCCCGAUGUCGCAGCCGGGCCCCACACUGGCCGCCACAUGCGGGGGCGGCGCCUUCAUGCUUUUCAUGGGACUGUUAGAAGUUUUCCUCAGAAGCCAAUGUGACUUGGAAGACCCAUGUGGAAGAACGCAGUAUCGUCGACACAUGGACUCGGUAUACGAUUUCAUAGUGGUUGGCGGUGGAUCAGCGGGCUCAGUGGUGGCGUCCAGGCUCUCUGAGGUGCCGGAGUGGAGGGUGCUACUCUUAGAGGCUGGCUUUGACGAGCCUACUGGUGCCCAGGUUCCCUCAAUGUUCCUCAACUUCAUUGGAUCAAGUAUCGACUGGGGAUAUCACACAGAACCUGAACCGGCCGCUUGUCUUAGUGAAAAGGAUAGAAAAUGUUACUGGCCCAGAGGGAAGGUCUUGGGUGGGACAUCUGUAAUGAAUGGCAUGAUGUACAUACGAGGUUCCCGCAAAGACUAUGACGAUUGGGCGGCAGCAGGCAACGAGGGCUGGUCCUACGAAGAAGUUCUUCCGUACUUCAUGAAGUCCGAAGAUAAUAAGCAGAUAGAGGAGAUGGACAAGGGCUAUCACGCCACAGGAGGGCCGUUAACAGUAUCUCAGUUUCCUUACCAUCCACCUCUGAGUUACAGUAUUAUUAAAGCCGGAGAGGAAUUAGGAUACCAAGUUCGAGAUCUAAAUGGAGAAGCUCACACUGGCUUUUCAAUCGCACAGACCACGAAUCGUAAUGGCUCCCGUUUAAGUGUGGCCCGCGCUUUCCUUAGACCAGCCAAAAAUCGCCCCAACCUACACGUGAUGCUUAACGCUACGGUCACCAAGGUUCUAAUCAAUCAGACUACAAGACAGGCAUAUGCCGUCGAAGUGAGGAAUAGUUUCGGUGGAACUGAAGUUAUAUUUGCCAACAAUGAAAUCAUUUUAAGUGGUGGUGCUGUAGCAUCCCCCCAGAUCCUUCAACUGAGUGGUAUAGGUGAUCCCGAAGUCCUCUCUCGUGCAGGCGUCCGCCUCGUGCACAAGCUGCCUGCUGUAGGACGUAACCUCCAUAACCAUGUGGCCCACUUUCUCAACUUCCACGUUAACGACAAUAACACCACUCCUCUUAACUGGGCCACUGCGAUGGAGUAUUUACUUUUCAGAGAUGGACUCAUGUCUGGGACUGGAAUCUCCGAAGUGACCGCGCUUAUUAACACAAAAUACGCGAAUCCUGAAGACGACAAUCCAGAUGUGCAGUUAUUUUUCGGUGGAUUCCUAGCGGAUUGUGCAAAAACAGGAAUGGUCGGAGAGAAACUUGGAGAUGGCUCUAGAAGUGUACAAAUUUUCCCCGCCGUCUUGCAUCCUAAGAGUCGGGGACGACUGGAAAUAGCCAGCUCAGAUCCAUUCGCUUACCCAAAAAUUUAUGCAAACUACCUGACUCAUCCCGAUGAUGUCAAGACAUUGAUAGAGGGCAUUAAAUUCGCCAUCAAGUUGUCGGAGACAAAAACUCUUAAGAAAUAUGGCAUGAAAUUAGACAAGACCCCAGUCAAAGGUUGUGAAAAAAUCAAAUUUGGCUGCGAUGCGUACUGGGAGUGCGCGGUGCGGAUGCAGACCGCGCCGGAGAAUCACCAGGCGGGCUCCUGCAAGAUGGGGCCUCGCGGCGAUCCUACUGCGGUCGUAGAUAACUUUUUACAGGUGCAAGGCAUAGACCGACUGCGCGUAGCAGACGCAAGCGUGAUGCCGGCGGUGACCUCGGGCAACACCAACGCGCCGACCGUCAUGAUCGGCGAACGUGCCGCAGACUUCAUUAAGAAACGCUGGCUCGGUGGAACGACCGUUCCAUACCCGCUCAACAACGAGGGAGGGGUGUCGAACGUGCUGUCAGUCAGCGAAAGCCGGUACCCGGGCUGGCAACGCUGGGCCUGAUGUAAACCCACCUUUAGUCAUAAGUUUAACCACUAGUAGAAU
Molecule: messenger RNA, 1956 nt
Organism: Nymphalis io (European peacock)
Lineage: Eukaryota; Metazoa; Arthropoda; Insecta; Lepidoptera; Nymphalidae
Gene: Gld
Product: glucose dehydrogenase [FAD, quinone]
Exons: 10
Coding region: 1-1914 (637 amino acids)
Molecular function (GO): flavin adenine dinucleotide binding; oxidoreductase activity, acting on CH-OH group of donors
Source: RefSeq, a predicted model, not a curated record